Messenger RNA from Aptenodytes forsteri (emperor penguin), 4785 nucleotides. RefSeq names its product cereblon (gene CRBN). Gene Ontology annotation, cellular component: Cul4A-RING E3 ubiquitin ligase complex. Bases 25 to 1269 code for a protein of 414 amino acids. The transcript is spliced from 10 exons. The record is from RefSeq and is a predicted model, not a curated record. Gene Ontology annotation, biological process: protein ubiquitination. NCBI's taxonomy places the organism in Eukaryota, Metazoa, Chordata, Aves, Sphenisciformes, Spheniscidae.
AGCGAGGAAGAGGAUGACAAUGAAAUGGAAGUUGAAGAUCAAGAUAGUAAAGAAGCUGAAAAGCCAAACAUCAUUAAUUUUGACACCAGUUUGCCAACAUCACAUGUGUAUUUAGGUUCUGAUAUGGAAGAGUUUCAUGGAAGAACGGUACAUGAUGAUGACAGCUGUCAGGUGAUUCCAGUGUUGCCCCACGUGAUGGUGAUGUUGAUUCCUGGACAGACGUUACCUCUUCAGCUUUUUCGCCCUCAAGAGGUUAGCAUGGUGCGGAAUUUAAUUCAGAAAGACAGAACGUUUGCUGUUCUUGCAUACAGUAACGUACGUGAAAGGGAAGCACAUUUUGGAACAACAGCAGAAAUAUAUGCCUACAGAGAAGAGCAGGAGUAUGGAAUUGAAACGGUCAAAGUGAAAGCAAUAGGAAGACAGAGGUUCAAGGUGCUUGAAAUAAGAACUCAGUCAGAUGGAAUCCAGCAGGCUAAAGUACAAAUCCUUCCUGAGCGAGUGCUGCCUUCAACAAUGUCAGCAGUACAGCUGCAGUCUCUCAGCCGAUGCCAUAUAUUUCCUUCUUCAAAACCUACAGCGUGGCAGGACCGAGCUAUACAUCAAUGGUGGCAGAAAUAUCAAAAGAGGAAGUUCCACUGUGCAAGUUUGACAUCUUGGCCUCCCUGGCUCUACUCUUUAUACGAUGCUGAAACCUUGAUGGAAAGAGUCAAGAGGCAGCUACAUGAAUGGGAUGAAAAUCUUAAAGAUGAAUCUCUUCCAACAAACCCAAUAGAUUUUUCUUACAGAGUUGCUGCUUGCCUGCCAAUUGAUGAUGCAUUGCGUAUACAGUUGCUUAAAAUAGGUAGUGCUGUUCAGCGACUCCGGUGUGAAUUAGAUAUUAUGAACAAAUGUACAUCUCUUUGUUGUAAGCAAUGCCAAGAUACAGAAAUAACUACCAAGAAUGAAAUAUUCAGUUUAUCCUUAUGUGGACCCAUGGCAGCAUAUGUGAAUCCUCACGGGUACAUCCAUGAAACCCUUACUGUAUAUAAAGCCUGCAACUUGAAUCUCAGUGGACGACCAUCGACAGAGCACAGCUGGUUUCCUGGGUAUGCCUGGACUAUAGCCCAGUGCAGAAUCUGUGGGAACCAUAUGGGAUGGAAGUUCACAGCUACCAAAAAGGAUAUGUCACCUCAGAAAUUCUGGGGACUGACACGGUCUGCUCUCCUGCCUCGGAUUCCAGAAACAGAGGAAGACUCGGGCCACGAUAGAUCACCGUUACUCUGCCUGUAAUCUAGUAACCUGCUUUGGAGGUGAACUGGCAGUAGUCUGUCUCUUAAACGCAUCUGCUCAGUUCUGCUUCUGAUGCUUACUUAAACUUAAAAAAACCCAAGAACCCACACCCGCACACAAAAACCAACCGAACAAGCAGGCUCACUACAUUGGGGUUUGGCGUGUAUCCACAUUACCGUUGUUUCAGACACACUGAGAGCUGCAGGUUGAAUCUUUCAGAUGACAGCUGGGGAGAGGAGGCGGCAUGAGACGCCAAGAAAUCGAUCUGAGCGCUCUGGGCAGACUUGAGACUGAACUUUCUCCUUCCUUGUAUAAUUUCAGAAAAUGUUUACUGCUAUCAACUGGCAGUGAAAGAAGGUGGGGGGAAACUAAAAUGACAAAUAAACAGAGUAUAAUUUAUGCAAUAUAUGUACGAUGGUAGAUACCAGUUACUUGCUGCGGAAUAUUUUCCAUAAUAUACUUCAAAGUGUUUUUGCUGAGAAUCCCUGUUUCUAACUACGUGGAAUACUUCGCAUUUUAUGCUCGCGCUGUUUCUCAGAUAUUUGCUGAAUAACCAUCACGGAGAGUUACAAGGCCGAAGUUCUCUUCUGCCUGGGCCUGUGUUGGUCGUGUCGGUGGCAGUGCUGUAAGGGGCAGAAGGCAGAGCUGCCUGCUACAGGCAGCCCCCCCAGCUGCGUUACAGGCUGCCCUCUGGAAGGAACCCGGGUGAAGGCUCCGGUCCUUAGACGUUGUCUGACACGUUUAGAACCUUUGACUUUAGAAGUCUUAAAUUUUAAACUAUUUAUGCAAAAUAUACAUCAAAUAGAUUGUCGCUUACUGUCAAAUGUGCUUAUAUUUACUUUUCAAAAUUAUUUCUGUGAAGAUUAGUUUACCAGCCUACAUGCCCAGGGUUCUGUGAAGUACUGGCUAAAACACCUAACUAUGGAGAUUUUUCAGUAGUACGUAUUUGGACAAGGGAGAGGCAACAUCUCUAAUUUUUUUUUCUUUUACACUUUCAUAUCAUAAAGUAAAAUUUCACAUUAUCUCCCUUACCUUACAAACAGCAACAGUUUCUAAAUAAAACAGAAAUAAAAGGCAGUGCUUUUUUUUGGUUUGGUUUGGGGUUUUUGGGGUUUUUUUUGUCUGAAGUGCUGUCUAUGCUACAGAAAUCGGGUGCCAAAAUAGGGCAGCUUUUGCUGCUGAUUAAUAAAUAAAUUUAUUAAAAAAUAAAAAGCUUUUUUUUUCCCCUUGGAAUGCACUUUGGUGAUGGAAACUGAAGAUUUCUUCAGUAUGUGUACACACACUUUUUUUUUCUUUUGAAGCUUUAUCAUUCACUCUUUAUUUCUUCACAGUAAAUCUUUGAGAACUUGCAUUGUUAAAUAUAACGACACAAAACUACUGAAGGUUUAAGACAUCAGCCAUUACUUGCUCGUUCUCACUCGCGCCCCUACGUCAAACACACGUAGCAUGGACAGAUGACUUCAGUGCAAGGCGACGUCAGACCUCUCUACAAGACAAGUAGCUGAUUUAAUGGUAGUGUGGGACCUCUUGCAGCGCAGCUGAGGAGACACCCAGAUGUGACAAGAUGCUCGAUGCUGAAAGGCUGCUGGGGUAGUUUGUUACGCUGGGUGUGUAGAAAGUAAUGAUUGUGUAACUCAGGUUUAGUUCUUCGAAGCCUUCUACCUCUGUGCUUCUGCGUAACUUUUGUUCUCUCCGUAGACAUCUGUAAUACCGUAUUUAAUUUUGUGUGCAGUGCUCUGACUCGCCAGUGAACUGUGAAAAGCAAUACUUCUUUGAAUAUAAUUCUGAACAAAUAGAGGGUGAAUGAUGGCUCAUUUUCUUCAAGAAGACAUUCUGUAUUUUGAUUACGUUUCUAUAAUAAGCUUUCAAAAGGCUGAAAUGAUAAGCACUAGUGUGAGAGUGAGACUGUGAAACCUCUGUACUUGGAUAACCACUGAAACCAUACUUAGCUUUCCCCUCACGCCAUGCACAUGCACACACACACGUACACACGACACGCACAUACGUGCACAGAGACGCACACACGGCUUAGCUGUAGGCCUGCUUUAUUUUUUCCCUCAACGAUACCUACUAUGUGUUGUUCCCAUUACGCUCAGUAGGGCUUGGUGGUGGCAAGAAGUUUGAGGGUGCUUUGAAGUACCUUCUGCUGCCAUUCGAUUUAAGCAUUCACUGAGGGUAUGGUGAGUGAGGUUUUCAAAAUUAUUUUCUCAGCUAUCGCUGAACUUCAUAAGGUCUUUGGGUUUUUUUGGCCGAGUCUUUUGGAUUGCCUCAACUAAAAAUGGCAUUAUGUUGGCAACGUUUGAAUACAAAAUAGGCAUAUUUUUGGUAUUGUGUGUAUAUAGUCAAAUGUAAACUAAUAUAAUCAAGUGAGAUAAGUCAGGAGUAAAUUUAGCACUAAUUUAAUUUUAUUGUUGAUGAUGUUCCAUCUGCCUGACCUGCUGUGUAAUGUUUGCCGUUGCAAAAAGUCCAUGACACUUUCCAGGUUGAAAACAAGUGCGAUUCAGGUUGCCACGAAGAAGAUGAAUCCUGCCGUGGUGAAGCUGGCCGUUACAGUGCUGCACCUGCAAGAAUGCUCAGAACGUACAGCAUGUGACGUGCAGGGUGGAUGUGGACUCGUGGAUGGUUCUAUACAUUGGUUAAUAUUUUCUAUGCUGCUUUUCUCCUUUUUGGAGAGAAAAACUACUGGAUUGGGAUUGUGGAAAGUUAUUACUGACAAUGUUUUUGAGAGCUAAGUACAAAGGAAAUCACAUUUUAUGGUAAUUUCCUACAUUUACUACAUUGACUGGUUGGCACGUAGCUUCAUGCGUUAAUUAAUCCAAUAUUGACUUGCUGGCUGCUGCCAAAAGGGAUCAUUUUUCUCUUCUCUCCCACCGUAAUCUCUGUCCUUCUUAGUGAGCUCUAGGAAUUAGGCAGUCGCAGCGUCGGUGUCGGGUCUGACGGAGGCAGGAGGGACGAACAGGCGUCUUGUAGGGACAGAAGAGGGACUGCCCUGCGCAGCAGCAGGUCUCGGCUGGAUUGGCGUAUGUGUAGCAUAGAACCGCUCAUUUUCAAGCUGUCGUUGCAAUAGCAUAAAGACGUCAUACAAUCGGAGCCUGUAAUAUUGCAAGUUUUCGUAUAUUUUAGUUUAGUUUUGAUGAAUAGGUAGAAUCACAUAGGACACUUGCACACGGUCUAAAACAUGUUCAAAUACUCUACCGUUUGUUUUUUAAUAAUGCUGUUUUUGUAUGUGCUGCAAUUCAUUUUGGUCCUCUCAUUGUUUUUUCACCUUUGUUUAAUUGCUUUGUAAAAGCUGUGGAAAGGGUAGCACGUUCUCCGCUUUAACUCUUCCUCUGUCUGCCUUUUGAGACAACUUUUCAGAAAAAUCUUGUUGCUUGCAAACAUUUGCAAAGAAUAAAAUUCAACUUGUUUCAAAACUGAUCUUUUUUUGCUGAUUGUUGGGAUGGGAAGAAAGAAAAUGUUUGGGUUUACAUUGUGUUUUAAACCGGUUAGCUUCAAAAAGUAACAUGUUCAGUAAAG